Neopelma chrysocephalum (saffron-crested tyrant-manakin) is the source of this 2066-nucleotide messenger RNA. It is a transcript of the gene MAFA, whose product is annotated as MAF bZIP transcription factor A. NCBI's taxonomy places the organism in Eukaryota, Metazoa, Chordata, Aves, Passeriformes, Pipridae. The record is from RefSeq and is a predicted model, not a curated record. Bases 52 to 924 code for a protein of 290 amino acids. Gene Ontology annotation, cellular component: nucleus. Gene Ontology annotation, molecular function: DNA-binding transcription factor activity, RNA polymerase II-specific; RNA polymerase II cis-regulatory region sequence-specific DNA binding. Gene Ontology annotation, biological process: regulation of transcription by RNA polymerase II; retinal rod cell development. The transcript has a single exon.
GCGAGCGGCGGUGCCCGGGGGCUCCCCCCCCGGUGCCCUCCAUGGACUGAGAUGGCCUCGGAGCUGGCCAUGAGCGCGGAGCUGCCCACGAGCCCCCUGGCCAUCGAGUACGUGAACGACUUCGACCUGAUGAAGUUCGAGGUGAAGAAGGAGCCGGCGGAGGCGGAGCGGCUGUGCCACCGCCUGCCCGCCGGCUCCCUGUCGUCCACGCCGCUCAGCACGCCCUGCUCCUCCGUGCCUUCCUCGCCCAGCUUCUGCGCCCCCAGCCCCGGCGGGCAACCGGCCCCCGGCCCCCCGGCCGCCACCGCCGCCGCUUCGCUGGGCUCCAAGCAGCAGCUGGAGGAGCUGUACUGGAUGUCGGGUUACCAGCACCACCUGAACCCCGAAGCGCUCAACCUGACGCCGGAGGACGCGGUGGAGGCGCUGAUCGGCGCCCCGCACCAUCACCACCAUCACCACCAGGGCUACGAGCCCUUCCGGCCUCAGCCCUUCGCGGGCGAGGAGAUGCCACCGGCCGCCCACCACCACCCCGGCCACCACCACCAUCACCACCACCACCUCCGCCUGGAGGACCGCUUCUCCGACGACCAGCUGGUGAGUAUGUCGGUGCGGGAGCUCAACCGGCAGCUGCGGGGCUUCAGCAAGGAGGAGGUGAUCCGCCUCAAGCAGAAGAGGAGGACCUUGAAGAACCGCGGCUACGCUCAGUCCUGCCGCUACAAGCGGGUCCAGCAGCGGCACAUCCUGGAGAACGAGAAAUGCCAGCUGCAGAGCCAGGUGGAGCAGCUCAAGCAGGAGGUGACCCGCCUGGCCAAGGAGAGGGAUCUGUACAAAGAGAAAUACGAGAAGUUGGCCGGCCGGGGCUUCCCGAGGGAACCCUCCCCGUCCUCCGCCGCCCCCAAAGCCGCCGCUGACUUCUUCAUGUGAGGCUGGUGGGAUGUGGCGGGAUGGGGUGGUGGGAUCGCUCCCCCUCCCCCCCUUUUUUUUUUUGUUGUUGUUGUUGGUUUGUCGUCGCUGUUGUUCCUCAUGCGGGGAGAGCAAAAAAACCCGCCGCUUGUCUUUAAAGAAAAAAUUAUUAUUAAUAAUAAUAAUAAUAUUAAUAAUAUGAGGACGUCCCUCCCCCCUCCGGGAAAUUUUGGGGAGGGGAAGUCGAACUCGCCCCCCACGCACCCACCCGCCCAUGGGGACUCGGGGUGGGGGGUCCCGGGGUGGGUGAGUGGGGGGCGGACCUGGAGCCAGCCUUGCAUGCGGGACGUGUACGGCCACCCCCCCCCCCCUUUUUCCCGGGAGCAUCAGCGCCUUCCAGGUGGAUUCUCCUUCUCCCCCCACCCCCAAUCCCACACACCUUUUCCUGCGUGUUUUCCCCUCAAUUUGAUUUUUAUUCUUCCAGGGGUCCCCACGGAUCGGGCCGGGGGGGGGUCCCCGGCAGCGCUGCGCCCUGUCCGGCCCCUCCGCCUCCCCCCUCUUCCCUCCCUAAUUCCCGGCCGGCGAAACUGAGCCACGUUUAACUUAUUCACCCUUGUAAAUAUGUAGAAUAUUAGUUAGUUUUUUGCCUUUUUUUUUUUUUGAGCCUAUAUUUUGCUUGGUGAUUUACGAGAAAAAAAAAACUUUAAAAAAACCAAAAAAAAAGACAAAAAAUCCCAAAAUCCUUUAGAAAAUAGACAAAAAAAAAUUACACGAGUCUUAAAAGUUUGUAUGUAAUAGCAUGCAAAUAAUAUCCGAGUUAAUUUAAUGAUGUUGGGAAGAAGCCGAAUGCACUAUAUACAGGAAUCGAUUGGGUUAAAUAAUACUGUUUUAUAGAGAUUUAAAAUUAUCUAUGCUCUUAAAAAAUAGUGGGGAGGGGAGGGGAGGGAGGGAGGGAAGGGAGAGGCAACAAUUUUCGGGUGACCUGAAAGGCAAUAUAGUAAUAUAUGGACUGCGAACGGUUGGCUGCUAUCUCACUAUGCACCAGAUUUAUUUAUUAACCCUCGGGAGAAACGGGAUUUUAUUUUAACCUCGAUGUUCGGUGGAGAGAAAAAGAAAAAGACGGAAAGAAAAUGCACAUUAUUUGUUGCGUGAAAAAGGAAAAA